This is a messenger RNA of Thalassophryne amazonica, 1672 nucleotides long. It is a transcript of the gene ints14, whose product is annotated as integrator complex subunit 14. Bases 1 to 1539 code for a protein of 512 amino acids. The transcript has 11 exons. NCBI's taxonomy places the organism in Eukaryota, Metazoa, Chordata, Actinopteri, Batrachoidiformes, Batrachoididae. Gene Ontology annotation, biological process: snRNA 3'-end processing. The record is from RefSeq and is a predicted model, not a curated record. Gene Ontology annotation, cellular component: integrator complex.
AUGCCAACCGUGAUAUUAAUGGAUGUGUCUCUGUCUAUGACACGGCCGGUGUCACUGGAUGGAAGUGAGGAGUUUCAGAGGAAGAAUUUGGCUGUUCAUGGACUCAAUAUGUUGUUUGAGCACAUGGCGUCAAACUACCGCUUAGAGUUCACAGCAUUGAUGGCAUUUUCUUCUCUUUGGGAGCUCUUGGUGCCUUUCACCAGAGAUUAUAAUGCUUUGCAGGAAGCUCUGAGUAACCUGGAAGACUAUGAUAAGACUUGUAUUGAGUCAGCUCUUCAUGGAGUAAGCAACGUAGUGCAGCAGGAAUGGGGCAGUUCUUGUCCCUGCCAGGUGGUGCUGGUCACUGAUGGGUCUCUUGGCAUUGGAAAAGGUUCUCUGCGGCAUGCCCUCCAGACGCUAAAGCACCGUGGAGAAGACAAGAAGUUUCCCCUCCCCUUUCCUUUCCCGACUAAACUGUACAUCACAUGUGUCGCCAGUGCAGAAGAGUUACAGAUGACAGAUGCUAUGGAGAAUUUAAAGGAACUGCUUCGUCUCAGCGGUGGGGAUGGACAAAUCUUCACAAUGGAAGGACCACUUUGCCUGAAGAGCGUACAAGCCAUGUUUGGGAGGCUGAUUGACCAGGCGUACUCUCCCUUCCAUGCUACCCUGCACUGUGGAAACUUGUCAGCUGAUGUUCAGGUCUUUCCUCGUCCUGAGCCCAUAGUGAUGGAUGAAGAGGUUGAGCCCAUCCCCCGGACUGUCAACACAGAUUUGGAAAUUGUGGGCUUCAUAGAAAUUGCUGACAUUUCCAGUCCACCUGUCAUAUCAAGACACCUGGUACUGCCUAUUGCUGUCAACAAAGAGGUGGAUGAAGUUGGUACAGGAGCCACAGAGGAGCUUGAGGAGGAAGUCUCUUCCAGUCAAAUGGCAGGCAAAAGUCCAAAUUUUUGUGUCCUCCUACAUGGUAGUCUAAAAGUAGAGGGCAUGGUGGCACUUGUGCAACUCGGACCAUGUUGGUAUGGCAUGCUGUACUCUCAAGCAGACAGCAAAAAGAAGUCAAAUUUGAUGAUGUCGGUGUUUGAGCCUGGUCCAGAGCCACUGCCUUGGUUAGGCAAGAUCUCACAUUUAGGACCAAUCUCUGAGGCUGCUGAAAAUCCCUAUGGAGAAGAUGACAGCAAAAGUCCGUUCCCAGUGCAGCCACAGGGCAAGAGGAGCUAUGCCCAGAAUGUGACUGUGUGGAUUAAGGCCAGUGGAUUACAGACUGAUGUGCAGAAGAUCCUGAGGAAUGCAAGGAAAUUACCAGAUAAGACUCAAACCUUCUAUAAAGAGCUGAACCGUCUGCGGAAAGCGGCAUUGGCAUUUGGUUUCUGGGAACUCCUAAAGGGCGUGGCUGAUCUGCUGGAGAGAGAGUGUACCAUGCUGCCAGACACUGCCCAUCCUGACGCAGCAUUCCAGCUCUCCCAUGCUGCUCGGCAACUAAAACUGGCUAGCACGGGAGACUCCCAGUAUGCUGCAUUCGAUCACAAUAUUGUUCCCAUGCACACAGACUUCUCAAGCUAAGCCAAGCUCAGUUAAUUUAUAAUACGCUUCAAUGGAAACAACCAGGCUGCUCCAAGAACUGCUGAAUGUUCAUGAUCCUCAAAACUGCAACGAAAUGUAGAUAGUCAGAUGGUCAUUAAAUAUUUGUACAUUU